Messenger RNA from Protomyces lactucae-debilis, 1428 nucleotides. Its product is annotated as Mur ligase. The coding region runs from base 1 to 1428 and encodes 475 amino acids. Lineage: Eukaryota; Fungi; Ascomycota; Taphrinomycetes; Taphrinales; Protomycetaceae. Gene Ontology annotation, molecular function: tetrahydrofolylpolyglutamate synthase activity; ATP binding. Gene Ontology annotation, cellular component: cytosol; mitochondrion; cytoplasm. The transcript is spliced from 2 exons. The record is from RefSeq and is a predicted model, not a curated record. Gene Ontology annotation, biological process: tetrahydrofolylpolyglutamate biosynthetic process.
AUGAUACUCGCUAGACAUGCUAUUAGUCUGCAACGCCGCAGAUCAUACAAAUCCUCCAUCAAGGAUCUCAACAGCCUACAGAGCAAUGCUCAGACCAUCCAGGCACUGCGUGCAUCAGGCAAGAUGAAUGUCGAUGCCAUUCCAGAAAUGCGCAGCUGGCUUGCCAAGGCAGGCAUUCAGCAAGCAGACCUCGAUGAACUCAAUGUCAUCCAUGUUGCUGGUACAAAAGGCAAAGGAUCCACGUGUGCCAUGACGGCGAGUAUCUUGUCAAAAUACAGACUUGCUUACGGCCGAUCACCGCGUAUUGGACUCUACACAAGCCCUCAUCUCGUCUCUGUGCGAGAACGCAUACAAAUUGACGGCGAACCACUCCCAGAGGAGGAAUGGACAGACUACUUUUAUCAAGUCUGGGACGCACUAGCUAAACAUGGCGACGCGAGACCCGUCUACUUUCGUUUCUUGACUCUGCUUGCCUUUCGCUGUUUCAUUGAAGAAGGCGUCGAUGUGGUUGUACUGGAAUGCGGCGUCGGCGGAGAACACGACUCUACCAAUGUCAUUACGAAGCCAGUCGUUGCUGGGAUUACGAGUCUCGAUAUCGAUCAUGUCCAUGUCCUCGGCCAUUCAUUACCGGAGAUUGCCUGGCACAAAGCAGGUAUCUUCAAAGAAGGCGCACCUGCCAUGACCGUCGAGCAGCCCACUGAGGCAAUGGAGGUGCUUGAGAAGCGUGCAGCCGAGCGACAAGUGACUAGUUUCAAUGUUGUUCCGAUACACCCGGCACUCGAUACUGUUUCGCUCGGCGUCGGUGGCAAUGUCCAACGCAUCAAUGCGUCCUUGGCAAUUGCACUCGCAAAUGCAUACCUCACAACACAAGGCGUGGACGAAAACCUUGGCAGGACUUUGCCGAAAGAAUUCAUUGACGGUCUCGAACAGGUACGCUGGCCGGGACGGUGCGAGCGCAAAGUAGUGGAUUCAGUGGAGUAUUGUCUUGAUGGCGGCCACACGACAGCAUCAUUGCAAGUGGCUGGCUCUUGGUUUGCAUCAUUGCCACAAGCAGAUGGUAGUCUAGCGCUCAUCUUCAAUCAACAGUCGCGCGAAGCGGAUUUGUUGCUCAAAGACCUGCAUGCAAGUCUGGCAGGAUUGUCCUUUGCAAGCGUCGUCUUUUGCACAAACAAGACAUUUGCGCAGGCAGGAUAUGCAGAUGAGUUGACGAGUCUCAACAACGCUACGGACUCGGUGGAGGCACUUGAGGUUCAGCACAACCUUGCCAAGACGUGGGAGAGGUUGACUGGGCAAAAGGCAGAGGUGUUGCCGUCCAUUGAGGAGGCUCUUGCACAUGUCAAGAAGCAGGGAAGCAAGCGUGUGCUUGUGACUGGCAGUCUGCAUCUUGUUGGCGGUGCUCUGGCUGUUCUUGGCCGCGGUCCUGAGUAG